Brenthis ino (lesser marbled fritillary) is the source of this 939-nucleotide messenger RNA. NCBI's taxonomy places the organism in Eukaryota, Metazoa, Arthropoda, Insecta, Lepidoptera, Nymphalidae. The record is from the annotation of a GenBank genome assembly.
AUGGAGCCUAUAAUUAUUGUACAUGGAGGAGCUGGUGACAUUCCUCAAAGUAGUGUACAAGGAAAGUUAGAUGGUGUCAAACUCGCAGUUAUUGCAGGGCAUAAGAUUUUAGCUCAAGGUGGAACUGCUUUGGAUGCUGUGGAGGCAGCAGUUGUAUCUAUGGAAAAAGAUGAAUACUUCAAUGCGGGGUAUGGAUCCGUUCUGAAUUUACGUGGGGAGGUAGAAAUGGAAGCCAGCAUUAUGUGUGGUAAAAAUUUAAAUGUUGGUGCUGUAACUUUGAUUAAAGAUUUUCUUCAUCCCAUAAGUAUUGCACACAAAGUAUUAACAGACUCUCCACACUCACUCCUGGGGGGUGAAGGUGCUAAGAUAUUUGCAAUAGAAAAGGGUUUUCAAACUGUACCCCCUGAAUCUUUAAUAAGUGAAAAUGCAAAACAUGCAUUAGAGAAAUUUUUACAACAUGGAGAGUUUGGCAGAACUGAAAUUGGGAUUAAAGAUGAAGGCGGUGUUGGCACUGUAGGCGCAGUGGCAGUAGAUAGUCUCGGGCACGUCGCAGUGGCUACAAGUACUGGAGGUAUGAGUGGCAAAGCUGUAGGCAGAAUUGGUGACACACCUCAAAUAGGCAGCGGUACAUAUGCAGAUGACAAUGUGGGUGGUGUUUCGACAACAGGUCAUGGAGAAUCCAUUUUGAAGUAUUGUUUAGCUCAUAGCAUAAUCAAACUUAUGGAUAAUGGAACAGAUGCAAACACAGCAACAAAAACGGCAGUAAAUGGAAUGACUGAAAGACUCAAGAAUACUGCUGGUGCAAUAACACUGUCCAAAAAUGGGGACAUAGGCGUUCAUUUUAGUUCCAAAAGAAUGUCUUGGGCGUAUAUUAAGUCAAAUAAAAUGUGCUAUGGAAUUGAGCAGAAUGAAAUUCGUGAAGAGCAAUAUAUUAACACA